AUGGCACAACCUUAUAGAAUUCAGGGUAGCAGAAGUGGUAAGCGAAUUUUGCCACAAAGCAUACAAGACAACACAGGAGUGGCACGAAAUCGUUUAAGUCGUAGAGGAGAUAGAAUUUCACGAACGACAAGUUCUAAAAAUUCGUGUCGGAGAGACGUAAUUAGCUUCAGCAUUGAAGAAGCGGGAGAAACGUCGAUGAAUAGUAAUGAACCAGCAUCUACGGUUGAGAAGAUGAGGAAGAGCCAAACUAAAGAAGAACGCGAAUAUUCACCAUCACCACGUGAAGGAUUCACAACAAAUUUGGAUAAAGAUACGAUUGUGAUUUGCUCUAGAUGA
This is a messenger RNA of Ambispora leptoticha, 336 nucleotides long. The record is from the annotation of a GenBank genome assembly. Lineage: Eukaryota; Fungi; Glomeromycota; Glomeromycetes; Archaeosporales; Ambisporaceae.